AUGCAUGUGAAUGAAAAUUGCUCGACAACGAAUAUUCCACUGUCAUCAGUUGUUAGCAUCAUAUCUUCUUCCUCCUGCCGGCACUCGGGCAAUUCUUGUACAAAUGUUCGCCACGAAGAACUUCAACAGACUUCUCCCGUUCGAAAACCGAAACCAAACAUCGAGAAUUUAAUCAAUGCGAUCAGCUUUCGAGCACGUAUGAGAAAAUUCCUCACUACUCGACUUGCUUUCGUUAGUAAUAUCAUGAGCUUUCUGGGCAUUUUGGGAAUCUUUCUCAUGAUUAUCGAAAAUGAAUUACACUUCGAUUGGGUUAAUCACGGAGAUAUCGGACCUAUUUGGUUCAUGAAACUAAUUAUUUCUAUAACAACGGCGAUACUUCUUGGCUUGAUUCUCUACUACCAUUAUUUAGAUCUGCAACUCUUUUCGAUUCAGAAUUCUCUCGACGACUAUCGUGUUGGUCUAACAAGGAAGAAAAUAUGUUUCAUUGCAAGUGAACUUUUGAUAUGUGCUAUACAUCCUAUGCCGUUAUCCAGUCUAAAUUCAAAUCUGAAAGACAUUUCACCAGAACUGACUGUUCAUCCUCCACUAUCGUACACACCGGUUGAAGUAGCAUUAAGUGUACCAAUGUUUCUUCGUUUGUAUCUAUUUGGUCGAACAAUUAUGUUCCGUUCAUACUUGUUUCGUGAUGGAUCAUUACGGUCCAUUAGUUGUCUCAAUCAAGUAUCGAUCGAUUUGUCCUUCCUAUUGAAAACUUACCUGGAGCAAUGGGCAACUCGAUGUUUACUUGCUCUUAACAUCAUUGCUUUCCUUAUUGGAAGUUGGUGUCUACGCGCAUGUGACUACGCAGCAACAGGAGAUCAUCUAUCCAUAUUCGACUCAAUGUGGUUGUUCAUUGUAACGUUCACUACAGUUGGUUUCGGAGAUGUGUAUCCGUCAACACUUUGUGGACGCGGUAUUACAACCGUGGUCGGUUUGAUUGGUCUCCUUUCAUCUGCUCUUUUUAUUGCUGUUCUCACUCAAAAACUACAUUUGACGCGUGAAGAAAAAUAUGUUCAUACCUUCGUGUCAAAAAUGCAGUUAGCUAAAGAUCGUGAACAUCAAGCGGCGAAUGUUGUCAAAUUUGCCAUGAAAGUAUGGUAUUUGAAGCGACAAAAUAAACGAACAUUUAUUCAAUCGUUUCAAGCGCAACGAAAACUUUUUCGAGCCAUAUCUUCUUUACAACAAACGAAAAGGCAGCAAGGUUAUUUAAUGGAUAGUUGUGUUGGACUGCAUGAGAUAAUAACCAUGCAACACAAUUUAACCGCUCAACAUGAUCAGACAUUGCAGCAGAUGGAACAUAUGAAAAAUGAUAUUAGAAAAAUUCAAAUAGAAUCAGGCCAUAUCUUGGAAAUAAUGAAGAAUAUACAAACAACGCUCAAUACAAGACUAAAUCAAUCGACGAUCUAG
Molecule: messenger RNA, 1446 nt
Organism: Adineta ricciae
Lineage: Eukaryota; Metazoa; Rotifera; Eurotatoria; Adinetida; Adinetidae
Source: the annotation of a GenBank genome assembly